AGCGAGGUCGACGUCAAGGGCAAGGUUUCUGCUGGCAUGGAGGCCGAGCUCAAGUCCGAGCAGGUGCGGGUCUAUGUCAACAUCGCCGUGUGCCACAAGAAGAGUGGUCGCCACAUCGCCGCGGCCGACACGGCCACGGCGGCUCUGGCCCUGGAGCCCGAGCACGUCAAGGCUCUCUUCCUGCGCGGCGGGGCCCGGCUGGCGUCCCGCAGCCCGACGGAGGCUGUGCAGGAUCUCAUGCUGGCGGUCUCGCUCGAUCCGGACAACGCCGGCGCGCGGGCGGAGCUGAAGCGCGCCCUGGCCUGCAAGCGGGCGGAGGCGGGCGGCCCGCACGGCGGCCUCGGCAGGGCGCAGGUCAUCGAGAAGUUGACCGAGAUGGUGCGCCGGCAGAGCGAGGUGCAGCAGAAGAUCAGCGCCCUUGCGCGCGAGAUGGCCGAGGAGCAGCCGCGGCCCGCCGGCGCCGCGGAGCCGCCCGGCCCGGCGGUGCUCGGCUUCCUGGACGCGCACGCGAGGGUGAUGGCCUGCGGCCUGCCCAAGGACGCGCUGCAAGACUACGGCUUCGACGACGAGGCCUUGCAGGAGAUUUUGUUGGAGUUUGAGGACGACACAGAGGUUAUGGCCUGCUCGCAGCAGCUGGUGCACGUUCCGGACAGGGGUGACCCUGCUCGCGCGGAGCUGAUCAAGUUCAAAACCAUCGUGGAGAUCCACAAGUGCAUGAUGGAGGUCAUGCGGGAGGUGCUCGGCGACUUCCAGAAGCUGCCAGAGGACCAGCAGCUGGCCUUCUCCAGGCGGGAGCGCGAGGCCUCGGCGGAGCUGAUAGUGACGCUGGCCGUGGAGACGCGGUUCGACGUGCUGUGCGAGGACGUGGAGCUGGCGGUCAUCCUGCACGAGGAUCGGCGGGCAGGAUCCCCCGAGUUCCUCCAGUGCAACGAGGAGAUUUCGGGGCUGAUGCGGGCUCUGGCCGGGUCUGCGGAGGCCACCUGACAUCACGCCUAGUUGCGCGCCGGCAGUCCGAACGCCUGAGCACUUGACGUGACGACUGUGAUUUUUCUCCACGCGGGGCGGUCUGGGCACCCCUCCCGCCGCGGUCCGCGCGCACUUCGUCUCGCCGUGAGGAGGGCGCCUCUGUGCGUCGGCGGGCGCCCUUCCCACCCGCAGGUUCGGCGCGCGCGGGCCCCGCCGCGCAGAUCGGGCGGCGCGCCCCGCGCGGAGCGGCGUCCGCCGCGGUGCCGGCA
Molecule: messenger RNA, 1235 nt
Organism: Prorocentrum cordatum
Lineage: Eukaryota; Dinophyceae; Prorocentrales; Prorocentraceae
Source: the annotation of a GenBank genome assembly